Molecule: messenger RNA, 1151 nt
Organism: Petromyzon marinus (sea lamprey)
Lineage: Eukaryota; Metazoa; Chordata; Hyperoartia; Petromyzontiformes; Petromyzontidae
Product: chymotrypsinogen A-like
Biological process (GO): proteolysis
Molecular function (GO): serine-type endopeptidase activity
Source: RefSeq, a predicted model, not a curated record
UUGAGGAAAUAAAAUGUCGACAAUAUUUGAGAACACGGUAAUUAUUAACGUACCAUUUUCCGUAUAAAAGAGACAAGCAGUGUCUAUGCAAUUAGCAAUGGCUCUCUUCUGGCUCGUUUCGUGUUUCGCCUUUAUCGGUGCCACCUUUGGGUGUGGUGUCCCGGCCAUCAAGCCAGUCAUCACCGGCUACUCCCGCAUCGUCAACGGCGAGGAAGCGAUGCCGGGCUCCUGGCCCUGGCAGGUGUCCCUGCAGAGCAAAACUGGUUUCCACUUCUGCGGCGGCUCCCUCAUUGACCCUUACUGGGUUGUGACAGCUGCUCAUUGUGGAAUCAGCCCCUCGGAGCACCGUGUCAUCUUGGGUGAGCAUGACCGAAGCUCCAGCUCCGAGAAGGUCCAGACAAUGACCAUCGCCAAGGCCAUCAACCACCCCCAGUGGGACAACAUGAGCAUCAACAAUGACGUUGCGCUCAUCAAGCUGUCCCAGCCUGCUCAGAUGACCGAUGGCGUCUCAGCCGUCUGUCUCUCCUCCACCUCUGACAACUUCCCCCCUGGCCUGAACUGUGUCACGUCUGGUUGGGGCAUUACCAACAAUUUUGACUCCGACACACCCCCAAGGCUGCAACAGACCGCUCUGGCAAUUGUGGCAACGCCCACCUGCCAGCAGCUGUUGGCCAACAUGAACAAAAUCACCGACGUCAUGAUCUGUGCUGGUGGUGCUGGAGCUACUUCGUGCAGGCGUGACUCUGGCGGCCCCCUGGUGUGCGAGAAGGACGGCGCGUGGAACCUCGUGGGGAUCGUGUCGUGGGGCAAUAGCUCGUGCUCCACCAGAAUCCCUGCCGUGUACACGCGCGUCACCGCCAUACGCAGCUGGAUCGACCAGACUAUUGCGGCCAACUAGGAAUUAUAUGAAGCAGUGCUCUUCUUUGAAGCGAUACAUCUUCAAUUUAAAACAUCUCUAUAAUUACCAUGACUUCACAUGAUACCAAUAGAUACAUAGUCAGUGCACCUAGAAACACAUGUACAAAUGUUGACUAUGUGUUCAUUGUGUUGAUUGACAAAUACAUUGAGAAAUAAUCUUGAUUCUCCUGCCUCAGCAGUCCGUCUGCUGUAUUGUUUCACCUGAAGACGAUGGCUUGUGUUGCUAUCGAAAC